GAUAUGAAAGAUGUGAAACGUUAUUGUGUAGGUGUUUGUUAUAACUGGUGAAUGAAUUUUCAAAUUAAGUGUAUACGGAAUUAAACAUCGGCCGAAAUAGCAGUAAUUACACCUCUAGGAUCAUUAGGUACUAAUAGCAGUCAAAAUGUGUUCUUCAGCCGCAGCAUUAAAUGAGCGACAUUCGAUUGAAACGUGCUGUAUAUUGUGAUGUUUUGUGGUGUGGUGAUGGACGAACAAAAUAAGAAGGAGAAGUGAUAAAAUAAAAUAUGAAAUAAUGGUAAAUAAGAACACGGAAUGCCAGGUUUUAUUGGCAUUCACCUAGUCUUACCAUACUGAUCUGCACUGCCCCCAAGGUGUAUGGUAGCCCUCACAAGGCAUCACAUCAGAUCCUUGGUUUUGAAGUUGAGGGCCCUUUCACUAGCCUGUCAUGGGUUACAGAGUAAGGAAGUUAGAUUUGGUACCAAAAGUGCUGGUCAGCAUUCAGAAACAUUAUGGCCAGAUUACAAGAAGCUGUGUCACAGGGCAUGUAAGAAGGGGUAUUCGCUUUUGGCUUCAGGGGCCACAGCUCUGGAAACUGUUACAGAUGUGACAGCACUCUUAGAGAAUUCCCCUCUAACCAAUGCUGGAUAUGGUUCCAACUUAACGUGGGAUGGACAUGUAGAAUGUGACGCUAGUGUGAUGGAUGGUAGCACACUACAUUUUGGGGCAGUUGGAGCUGUGCCUGGUGUGAAGAACCCAGUGAAACUUGCUCAACAUAUCUGUAAGAAGCAGCGCUGUAAUGCACUUGCACUGGGAAGAAUACCUCCUUGUUUGUUGGUUGGGAAUGGAGCACACCAAUGGGCUGAGCAAGCACAGUUGGCUACUGUCCAUUCCAAGUCCCUUAUAUCAGAUAAGGCAUUAAAACUUUACCGACAUUAUAAGAAGAAAGUGGAAAGAUACGAACUGCGCAUUGACAAGAUUUUGACGCCCCUGGACACAAUAGGAGCUGUUUGUGUGGAUGCGUGUGGCAACCUGGCUGCAGCAUGUUCUAGUGGAGGGGUGGCUCUGAAGCACCCUGGUAGGGUGGGGCAGGCUGCCACUUAUGGAUGUGGAUGUUGGGCAGCUAAUGCAACAUUUCAUGUACCAGCAGCCAUUGCAACAUGCACAUCUGGUUGUGGGGAGCACCUUGUGCGCACCAUGCUGGCUCGAGAAGCAGCUCUUGAAGUUCAGAGAAGCAGCUGUACUGUCACAGGACUUCACCAUGCCAUGAAAACAAAAUUUUUGGAAUCUCCAUUCCUUAGUGGUGUUGAAGAGAGACUUGGAGGAUUGAUUCUUCUCAAAUGCAUCCCUAGUGAUGGAACUGGAGAAUUCCUGUGGACACAUUCUUCAAAAACAAUGUGUAUUAGUUAUAUGAGCGAUGCAGAACGGAGACCGAGGACCCGUUUGUCAGAGCUGCCAAACGGAGCAGUUCCCGGUAGCACUCUGGUGGUAGAAGGUGCAACAUUCAAGCUAAAUCCCUUGGUAGAGAGAGCUGAAAUUGGUAUAUAUUCAUGAUAGUGAACUGUGCUUUGGAGAUGUGACAUCAACAUUUCCAGUGGACAUCCCUGUUUUCAAAUACAAUAUCAGAAAUGUUAGUGUAAAUAUAAAGACUCCAUAAUAAACUUAUAAAUGUGAACAGUGUGUGUUUAUAGAAUUAAGGCUGUUGAGUGAAUUGUUUUAGGAUAAUAAAACUCAGAAAAUAUAAAUAGUAGUAUGUCCUGGGAUAUGAUGCCAUAUAGUGUGUUAGAAGUUCAUUGAUGUUUCAGAAAAACAUACUGCCUCUGUCUUCAGGGUCAGAGUGUGGGCCAUGCAAGCAAGCAAGCAUAUCACGCUUACAAUCUAAACAUUUAUAUACUAACCUUAUUCAAUGUCUGCAGAAGAAAAUAAAUCCUGAAUGGGGAAAAACCUGGGAACACCCUGUAGCCACACUUGACACAAUUGACUUGGAUUCAUUUGCAGCAGGUAUUAUGGUAGUUAAACAUUCAUGUGGCAGAAUUGAAAACAAUAUAAUUAGAUGUAGAAAUUCAAACACCUCAAUUUAAAAAAUGCAAAUAUUAAAUAAAGUAUACAGAACUGUAAUUUUCCUGUUGUUUUAAAUCUCUCAUUCCAGAGGGGGAAAACUGAGGUGGAAGAAUCCAGAAGUGAAACAGAAAGGAGAAUUUCAGGAUCUCUAAUAAGGAGAACAUUACAGUAAAGAACUUCAUGGUUCGUAUGUGAUACUGGGUACUGAAACCCAAUGAAAGGAGGUCCCAAGGGAGAUCAUGAUAUAAAUGGGGAUACUUGGAGGCUAACAUUGAAAUGGAUUGUAAGGAAAUAGUUCAGAAGAAUUUUUAAUGGCUGGGCUGUUGAUGGUGACCAUAGGAUUUCAACAAGGAAACCUGUAAUGUUUAAGCAAGUAGUGACAGCUUAAAGAAGGCACUGCAUCCUGAAUAUCACUAUCUGAAGAUCUGAUUGCUUGUAUGAGAUUUGAACAUUUACAAUGUGUCUUAUGGGUUAUGACAUUGUAGCUACAGCAGUUCAUUGAAGGACUUAUACCCUGACAACAGAGGCAGUAUGUUUUUUUUUUUUCAAAACUUUGGUAAUCACCUACCACACUAAAAGUGUCACAACCCAGAAGACCACAAUCCCAAUUUAAUGUAUGUAUUUCAUUUUCAAUGACUGGGAACUUGUAAGCAUGAUGAAAUAAAAUAUUUAUGAAUGAAAGAAAUCUGUUUACAAACAGCAAUUGA
Messenger RNA from Cryptotermes secundus, 2747 nucleotides. It is a transcript of the gene Tasp1, whose product is annotated as threonine aspartase 1. The record is from RefSeq and is a predicted model, not a curated record. Gene Ontology annotation, molecular function: threonine-type endopeptidase activity. The transcript is spliced from 10 exons. Gene Ontology annotation, biological process: protein maturation. Lineage: Eukaryota; Metazoa; Arthropoda; Insecta; Blattodea; Kalotermitidae. Bases 358 to 1533 code for a protein of 391 amino acids.